This is a messenger RNA of Mesocestoides corti, 384 nucleotides long. The record is from the annotation of a GenBank genome assembly. NCBI's taxonomy places the organism in Eukaryota, Metazoa, Platyhelminthes, Cestoda, Cyclophyllidea, Mesocestoididae.
AUGGAACGCGUGCACCGUGUUAGUCUGAAGCGCCAGAAGCGAGACCCGUAUGGCGGUGCAUGUUGCUUAGCCGCCGAGGAGUUCUUGCGGGAAAAGGAGAUCGCCUCGAUGCAGGGCAACGACAGACAGACCGAUAACAUCAGCAAUACUCUCCUGAGGUCGGCUGGCUGCCCUCUGGUUGAGACGAAUUCCGAACGCUGCGCCCAAUUCACCAACACCAACACCACCACUACCGCCGCCACCGUUGACUGUAUGUCGACCUCCUCCGCCUAUUCCACCUCCUCUUCCAUGUCGAAGGAGCGGUCGCCUGCUGUGUGCUCGUUGUGCGGAAAGCAGUUCGCCCUGCAAUACAGUCUACGACGCCAUCUCAAAACCCACAUGCCG